Molecule: messenger RNA, 447 nt
Organism: Hirsutella rhossiliensis
Lineage: Eukaryota; Fungi; Ascomycota; Sordariomycetes; Hypocreales; Ophiocordycipitaceae
Product: YCII-related domain-containing protein
Exons: 1
Coding region: 1-447 (148 amino acids)
Source: RefSeq, a predicted model, not a curated record
AUGCCUCGCUUCAUGUUUCUCAUCAAAGCCGAUGCCAUGGCCGAGGCCGUCCAAGCCCAUAUCCCCGUCGACGUCUUCCAGACCAUGACCAAGUUCAACGAGGACAUGGCCGCCCAGGGCAUUCUCCUCGCCGCAGAGGGCUUCCGUCCGACAGCCGUGGACGGCUACCGCGUCAAGUUCAGCUCGAGUACCCCGCCCGAGGUUGUCGACGGUCCGUUUGAUGUCACCAAGGAGGACCAUGUGUGCGGCUUCUGGCUCGUCCAGACAAAAGAUGCCCAGGAAGCCCUGGCAUGGGCGAAAAAAGUUCCCUUUCCCCAAGGCGAACUCGUGGUACGCAGAAUUGGCGAUUGCGAUGAUCUGGGCGGCAGCUUUACGCAGGAAUUGCGGAGCAGGGAGAAGACGCUCAGAGCCAAGCUUGAGGAGAACCGAAAGGCGGCGGGGAUGUAA